AUGGACAUCAAACAGCAGAUAAUGCGGGAGGUGAGGAAGGAUAGACCUGUAUCCACUUCUGUGCUCGAGAUGUACUUCGACAAGCAGUUCAUGGAGGAGGAGCUCUUCAGGAACAGACACGCACUCGAGACAAUGACGUACAUGUUCAACACAUACGGCGACGAGAUGGAACCCCAUGUGAAGUACGUCAUGAAGAGCCUUGAGUUCAUGAUAAGGCAGCAGAAACCACUGAACACGAGAUCGAAGAAGUAA
Messenger RNA from Trichomonas vaginalis G3, 252 nucleotides. RefSeq lists its product as uncharacterized. Lineage: Eukaryota; Parabasalia; Trichomonadida; Trichomonadidae. The transcript has a single exon. The record is from RefSeq and is a predicted model, not a curated record. The coding region runs from base 1 to 252 and encodes 83 amino acids.